Molecule: messenger RNA, 1553 nt
Organism: Mollisia scopiformis
Lineage: Eukaryota; Fungi; Ascomycota; Leotiomycetes; Helotiales; Mollisiaceae
Exons: 1
Coding region: 403-1536 (377 amino acids)
Source: RefSeq, a predicted model, not a curated record
AGCGAGGACAGAGAAGAAGCAUCAUGAGGUUGAAGUAAGCAGUAACACGUGCAUAUCCAUCGAUGGAAUUGGUCCGUGCGAGAUCCCGCCCACGUUGCCGCACGUUUGUGGUCUCUCCUCCACAAAGCAAAACGUCCCUUGCUGAUAAUUGUGGCGGAGUCGCGUCAAGUGCACGAUGGCUUCAUAUUUCCUGCUUUCUACUGCAGAGUCGGGCGAAUGCAAGACCAGUGUCUGCAAGCCACAGAGCCAAAAGCAGAAACCAAAUCCGUGGCUUCUGAAAGAUGACCCGACCGUUAUUGUGUAACUUUCCAAUGCAGUUAUAUCUAUAGUCAUUAUGCACUGCUUUACGUUCCGUUCUUCUCUUGAGAAAGCAAACGCUUUCGCUUUCCCCGCUUCUUCAUCAUGGAUUCAACCCUUCUCGGGCAAGAUAGCAAGUCUUCAGCUCUUGUGUACCACAUCUACCACACAGGUUCCAAGAAACACAAUUUCUCUGUGCACACGAUCAGCGACUCGAGGACUAUCCUAACGCUAGAUGAACCUGCUCUGUCAAAUGUUACUACGGGAAAAGGCCAACAUCCCCUUAACGACGACACACUCUUUGAACGACGUAAUACUUGGUCAAGCAUCCCGACCAAAGUAAAACGUGGGAAGUAUCUCGAAACACGCGCCCAUGAUCCUCGAACCGAGACUUCUCCAUACUAUGUUCACUUACCAACUCUGUAUGGCCACUGUCCUCCGUACACGCUCCGUCACGGAGGCACGAAGAGAGCUCCUCCAGCCGGCUUGAUGCAUCAAUCUCUGUUCUGGCGAAAAUGGACAAUGCAGUUCGGCGACGUCCUGGCAGAAGAUGGGGUUAUCGAUGGAAGAGGUGUCGUUAACAUCAAAUAUGGAACGAAGAAUGGAGAGCAUGGGACAUUGAAGGGACACUCCGUUCGAGGAAGACGAUAUAUGGGCGAAUCGGGAAAAGAAUGGCAUGCAAUGCAGAACACACUCCCAGAGGAUAAUAUGAAACACAUGUCGAAACUCAAGCCUGAAGAGGUUGUUCACUUGGCUUGGGCAGCACCACUCUCGACCAGAACCCGAGAGUACCACUUUCGAUGGAGAGACUUUGCCUUCAAAUGGAAGGGGACGAAGAAUGUUGGACGGGCCCAAAAUAUCUUCCAACCCUUCAUGCGCUACGCUCACCUCAAGCUCGUUGUCGUUGUCCCGGGGAGAGAUGUCAAUGUUAAAGAGGAGGAAUUAUUGUUGGCCCAGUACACAUGUGUGCCUGCGAGUCGCAAAGCAGGUCGCCUUGAGUUGUAUCAAGAUACCAUUGACUCCUUUCUGGUGGAACAUAUCCAUGAUACAUUUCAAUUGAGAGAACUGACAGUGAACGAGAAGAAAUCAUUGGCUCAGGUGCAACACUCCGACAUCAAGUCUGAUCAGAGAUUGAGAGAUGUUCUCGUUGCUUCUGCUAUGUGUAUGAUCAUCAGCGAAUACCAGAAGCGUCAGGUCAUCAUCCAACUCAUCCUCCUCGCUCUCAACGCGACCGGAUAGCCGAGGUUUCCUCGCUU